AUGAGGCGAAUCGUCGCGUUUCUACCACUGAUAAUCACCCUAUCGAGCGCCCGCCCCCAGGGCUACGACUACCCCCAACCCUCCACCAACCACUUCACCAGCGGCUCCUCCCUAUCCCCCCACAUCCCCAGCUUCUCCAACAACUUCCCGCAACCCGACUUAUUCCCCGCCUCCCGGCCGUCCCUCAUCACCAAGCACAUCUACGUCCACGUGCCGCCCCCCGACCCCGACGACCACCUCCCGCAGCAGUCCCUCCGCCAGCCCGUCCAGCCGCCGCGACGCAACUACAAGAUCAUCUUCAUCAAGGCGCCGACGGCGGCGCCGGCCGCCUCCCAGCAGGCCCAGCUGCUGGCCCAGCCGCCCGCCGAGGACAAGACCAUCAUCUACGUGCUGGUGAAGAAGCCCGAGGACGCCGCCGAUCUCAGCGAGCUGGCGUCGGCGGCGGCGCCGGCGCCGCCCUCCAAGCCCGAGGUCUACUUCAUCCGGUACAAGACCAAGAAGGGGGACAAUGGAAUUAACGGUAUUAAUGGAUUAGGGGGAAAUGAUAUUGGGUUGAAUGGAUUAGGGGGUAGUGGGUUGGGGGGCGGUUUGUUGGAGGCGGGUUCGAAGCCGGACGGAAGUUACGGCCCCCCGGGGGGUAUUGUGUCUAAUGCAGGUUAUUAA
This is a messenger RNA of Phyllotreta striolata, 663 nucleotides long. Lineage: Eukaryota; Metazoa; Arthropoda; Insecta; Coleoptera; Chrysomelidae. The record is from the annotation of a GenBank genome assembly.